Molecule: messenger RNA, 2525 nt
Organism: Cornus florida
Lineage: Eukaryota; Viridiplantae; Streptophyta; Magnoliopsida; Cornales; Cornaceae
Product: aspartic proteinase nepenthesin-1-like
Exons: 1
Coding region: 516-2174 (552 amino acids)
Biological process (GO): proteolysis
Molecular function (GO): aspartic-type endopeptidase activity
Source: RefSeq, a predicted model, not a curated record
CCAGACCCAGAACAGACUUCAAAGUCAUAAUUCAAAUACCCCCAUUUCCAUUACGACGAAUACCAGCAACUCUCCCUUCUUCUUUUUCUUGUUUACCCAGCGGCAGUCCACACUUCCGUUCUUCCCAUUAAUCUCCCCUCCUCCUUGUGUCCACCUCCACCCUUAUAUAUACACACACACAUUUUCGGAUCAAAAAUUGAAUUUUCAUAUUAAUUUCUCUCAAUUUCAGAGGUUUGAGUUACAAUUCUUUAAGCUUCAAACAAUGGAUCUGUCUCUUUCUGGGUUGUUUGUGCGUUCUGGGUCAGAAACUAUUUACUAACUUCAUCUUCAAAUUAUUGCAUCCCUUUUUUCCCAGACCUGGGAACCCCUUUUUGAAUUUCAUUGGCCGAUUUUUAUGUUUUUGCUUUCACAUACAUACAUCCCUUUCCCCCUUUUCGAACAAUUGCUGCUGGCUUUGUUGUUUUCUCUGUUGGUUCUAAUAAAACAGUCAGAAUUUCCUCCCAAUUUUUCCAACAAUGAUUUCUUCUGGGUUGUUCUUCAUCCUGAUGAUGAUGAUGUUGACAUCCUUCUUUUCUGGUUCAUUUGGGGAAAUUCACAAUCACAAUGGGUCUCUUCUCUGUGACAUGGAGCUGCCUGAUCAUUCUGGUUUCAAUGCCGCGGUGUCUGCCAUUUCCGCUGGUUGUAGCCUCACGACAACCAGAUCAAAGAAAGCAACCCUUCAACCAACAAAAGAAGAAGAAAUCUCUGUGAAGCCGUCGGUCAAACUCCAUCUGAAGCACCGAUCGGCAGGUGAAUCUGGGGCAAGAAAAUCACUACUUGAAUCCACAGCGAAAGACCUCACGAGAAUUCAGACGCUACAUAAGCGGAUCGUUGAAAAGAAGAAUCAGAACAUGCAACAAGUAGUCAACAAAUCAUCAUCAUCAUCAUCGCCGCCGUCGCCUUACAGUUUCCCCGGCGGCCAGCUGAUGGCGACCAUUCAGUCGGGCGUGAGUCUUGGUUCAGGAGAGUACUUCAUGGAUGUGUUUGUGGGUACACCUCCUAAACACUAUUCUUUAAUACUUGAUACUGGUAGUGAUCUCAAUUGGAUUCAAUGCGUUCCCUGUUAUGAUUGUUUCGAACAAAAUGGCCCCUAUUAUGAUCCAAAACAUUCAACUUCUUUUCGGAAUAUAAGUUGUGACGACCGCCGGUGUGAGCUCGUUUCGUCGCCUGACCCUCCACAGCCUUGCAAUAAUAUUAUUAAGCCUCCUGAUGCAGCAGCAGAUGACCACAAUCAGACAACAAGUACAUGCCCUUAUUUCUAUUGGUAUGGAGAUAGUUCCAACACAACCGGUGAUUUCGCGCUGGAAACAUUCACGGUUAACCUGACCACAGCAAGCGGAGAGGCAGAGUUCCUGCAGGUUGAGAACGUGAUGUUUGGUUGUGGGCAUUGGAACAGAGGCCUUUUUCAUGGUGCUGCUGGACUGCUGGGACUGGGGAGGGGGCCUCUCUCCUUUUCCUCACAGCUGCAGUCUCUGUAUGGACAUUCUUUCUCCUACUGUCUUGUGGACAGAAACAGUAAUGCGAGUGUUAGCAGCAAGUUGAUUUUUGGAGAGGACAAGGAGCUUUUGAGGCAUCCACUGUUGAAUUUCACUUCUUUGGUGGGCGGAGGCGGAGGGACAGGAUCAGUUGAUACAACAUUCUACUACGUGCACAUAAAAUCAAUAUUGGUUGGAGGAGAGGCGUUGGUAAACAUACCGGAGGAGACUUGGAAUUUGUCAGCAGAAGGUGUUGGGGGUACAAUUAUCGAUUCAGGCACCACGCUUAGUUAUUUUGCGGAUCCAGCAUUUGAGAUGAUCAAGGAGGCAUUCGUGAAGAAGAUGGGAGGGAGGUAUCCUGUUGUUGAAGAUUUCAUCCCCAUCCUGAAGCCUUGCUACAAUGUGUCUGGAGCUGGAGAUGGAAUACUGGAUGAGCUGCCCACAUUUGGGAUUCUAUUUGCGGAUGGAGCUGUUUGGAAUUUCCCAGCUGACAACUACUUUAUCUGGGUUGAUCAACAAAUUGUUUGUCUGGCAAUACUGGGAACUCCUCGCUCUGCUCUCUCCAUUAUUGGCAACUACCAGCAGCAGAAUUUUCACAUUUUGUAUGACAUAAACAAGUCUAGACUUGGAUUUGCACCAAGAAGGUGCGCUGAUCUUUAACAUGCAUACAUUGCAUGCAUCUUGUUCUAAGAAGCGAAAAAAAAAAAAAAAAAAUUAAUUAAUUAAUUAAUUAAUUGGAUGGGUAUAUGGUAUAGACUAUAGUGGUAGGAACAACUGUAAACAUGUUGGGAUGGGGUAGUUUUUCCAUUUUCACUUCCUUAAACAACGCCCAAACCACUAAACAUGCAUCAAGUUACUUUUUUUCUUGUUUGAGAUUCAGGAUAUUAUAGAUUGGAUAAACAUUUUACGAAUUAUAUUGUAAUCUUAAUUUCUUGUGUUCAUAUAAGAUAAUAUUGAGCAGCGGCUCCAUUUAAUCAUUUAUUAAGUAAUUCCAUAUACACAUAUUCUAUC